This is a messenger RNA of Emys orbicularis (European pond turtle), 2238 nucleotides long. RefSeq names its product adenosine deaminase RNA specific B2 (inactive) (gene ADARB2). Gene Ontology annotation, biological process: RNA processing; adenosine to inosine editing. Bases 1 to 2238 code for a protein of 745 amino acids. Lineage: Eukaryota; Metazoa; Chordata; Testudines; Emydidae. Gene Ontology annotation, cellular component: nucleolus; cytoplasm. The record is from RefSeq and is a predicted model, not a curated record. Gene Ontology annotation, molecular function: double-stranded RNA adenosine deaminase activity; tRNA-specific adenosine deaminase activity; double-stranded RNA binding. The transcript has 10 exons.
AUGACAUCAGUUCUGGGGAACAACAGAGCUUCUGGAGGUCCAAGUAGUCAACUAAAAUGCAAGUCCAAAAGGAGGAGGAGAAGAAGAUCAAAGAGGAAAGAAAAAGUAAGCAUAUUGUCAACCUUCAUCACGCCUUUCAAGUAUUUAAGUCCUGGUGCAGCCAAUAUGGAAGAUGAAGACAAUUUAAGUACCAGCAGUGCAGAAGUAAAGGAAAACCGAAAUGUUGGCAACCUGGAGGAUCAUCCGAUAUCCUCUAGUGACAGGUCAAGAGUGGGCACACCUAGCAUUAAAAGGAAAAGACCUUUAGAGGAAGGCAAUAAUGGCCAUUUCUGCAAACUCCAACUCAUCUGGAAGAAAGUCUCGUGGUCAGUGACACCAAAGAAUGCCCUGGUCCAGCUACAUGAACUUAAACCAGGUUUACAAUACAAAAUGGUUUCCCAGACGGGCCCAGUGCAUGCUCCAGUCUUUGCUGUUGCCGUAGAAGUAAAUGGGCUUACAUUUGAAGGUACAGGACCCACGAAAAAGAAGGCCAAAAUGCGAGCUGCAGAACUAGCGCUGAAAUCUUUUGUUCAGUUCCCAAAUGCAUGUCAAGCUCACUUUGCCAUGGGGAACUGUUUUAACCCAUCCACUGACUUUACAUCUGACCAGGCAGACUUUCCAGAUACUCUGUUCAAGGAGUUUGAACCGUCUGCACACAGCGAGGACUUUUCGGUCUAUAACCCGGUUAAUAAUGAAUUGCUUUCUACUGCUUAUCGGCAUGGGAGGUUACUCUGCCACACAUUGGAUUUAAUGGGUCACGCUAAGCAAAACAAGCACAAGAUGGCAUCCACAGCUGAGAGCGAAAAGAACCCAGUGGUGUUGCUAAAUGAGCUGCGAUCAGGGCUGAGGUACGUCUGCCUUUCGGAGACUGUGGAGAAGCAGCAUAUCAAGAGUUUUGUGAUGGCAGUGAGAGUGGAUGGGAGAACAUUUGAAGGCUCAGGACGUAGCAAGAAGCUGGCAAAAGGCCAAGCAGCACAAGCUGCCCUGCAGGCCCUCUUUAACAUUCGGCUGCCCAGUCACAUUCCCAGCAGGAGUAAAUGUAACCAUUUGCCACAGGAGUUUGCUGAUUCCAUAUAUCAAAUGGUUACACAGAAGUUUCAAGAGUUGACAGACAAUUUCACCUUCAUGCACGCACGCCACAAAACCCUUGCAGGAAUUGUGAUGACCAGAGGCUUGGACAUCAGGCAGGCUCAGGUUAUUGUGCUGUCAUCGGGUACCAAAUGUAUAAACGGAGAAUACAUUAACGAUCAAGGGCGUGUGGUCAACGACUGCCAUGCAGAAAUUCUGGCAAGGAGAGCAUUUGUUCAUUUCCUUUAUUCUCAGCUGGAGCUGCACCUAAGCAAACGGCGAGAGGACUGGGAGCGAUCAGUCUUCGUGCGAUUAAAAGAGGGAGGCUACAGGCUGAAAGAAAACAUUCUGUUCCAUCUGUAUGUGAGCACUUCACCCUGCGGAGAUGCACGCCUCAACUCCCCCUACGAAAUCACAACUGACUUGAACAGUACCAAGCACAUAGUAAGAAAGUACCGGGGGCAUCUACGGACGAAGAUUGAGUCUGGAGAAGGAACCAUCCCUGUCCGAUGCCAUAAUGCAGUUCAAACAUGGGACGGUGUGUUGUUGGGAGAGCAGCUAGUCACAAUGUCUUGCACUGACAAAAUUGCCAGAUGGAACGUUCUUGGGUUACAAGGUGCUCUCCUCAGUUACUUCAUCGAACCCACAUACUUGCACAGCAUUAUUGUGGGAAGCCUCUGUCACACUGGUCACCUUUCCAGGGUAAUGAGCCAUAGAAUAGAAGACAUUGGUCAGCUGCCAGCCUCAUACCGGCAUAAUCAGUUGCUCCUCAGUGGAGUGAGUAAUGCUGAGGUACGGCAACCAGGAAAAUCUCCCAGUUUCAGUGUGAACUGGAUAGUGGGUAACACGGACCCCGAAGUGAUUAAUGCCACAACGGGAAAGAGGACCUGCGGGGGCUCUUCGCGGCUCUGCAAGCACACAUUUUAUGUUCAGUGGGCAAAGCUUUAUGGAAAGCUGAGCACACGAAUGCCAAGCCAUGGAGACAUGCCAUCAGUGUACAGUGAGGCUAAACUGGUGGCUCAGACGUACCAGGCUGUCAAGCAGCAGCUGUUUAAAGCAUUUCAGAAAGCAGGUCUGGGCACCUGGGUCAAGAAACCCCCAGAGCAAGAUCAGUUUUUACUAACUGUAUAA